Messenger RNA from Acanthosepion pharaonis, 1092 nucleotides. The record is from the annotation of a GenBank genome assembly. NCBI's taxonomy places the organism in Eukaryota, Metazoa, Mollusca, Cephalopoda, Sepiida, Sepiidae.
AUGCAAGCUGAAAAUGAGGCCAUCAAGAUCCCUGAAAAUAUUCUGAUUGACACCCACUUUGGUUUUAUUUUUUCAUUUUUGCCUUUUGAUGUUAUUUCAUUUUUAACGCUAUAUCACUUCUAUUUGUCUGUCUUCUUAUUUCUUUGCUUAUUCUGUUUUUUUUUUCUUCUUAUUCUUUGUCUCCUUUUCUCUUUCUUUUUAUAUUCCCCCCCUUUCAUUUACCUUACUUCAUUUUCUUUGCCAUCCUCUUUCUUUUUUUUGUUUACUCUUCCUAAUAUUUUAUAUUUCUUUUGUUCUUCUGUUAAUCUUUCACUCUCAUUUUUUCUUUCUAUUUCUCCUUUUCUGCAUCAUUCUCUCUCUCUCUCUCUUUUUUUUAUUAGCCGCCUUCUCUCUUAUACAUUUUUUAUUUUUUUCUAUCUUUUCUAUAGAAUUCAAUACACUGUCAUUUCUUUUUCCGCAGCUUUUGUUUUUCUUUGCUAUAAUCACAUUUUUAUUAGCUUUCUUCUCUUUUCUUCCUCAGAUAAUCCUAUUUUUAUUAGUCUUCUUUUUUAUUCCACAGAUAAUUGCAUUUUUAUAAGCUUUCUUCUAUUUUCUCCUUCAGAUAAUCCAAUUUUUAUUAGCCUCCAUGUCUUUUCUUUCUCAGAUAAUCCCAUUUUCAUUAGCCUUCUCUUUUCUUCCUUAGAUAAUCUAAUGUUUAUUAGCCUUCUUCUCUCUAAUAUUUUUUUUAUUUCUAUCUUUCUUUUGUUCUCUUUUCCCUUUUCCUCAUCUUACUCUCCUUUUGUCUUUGUCAAUCUUUCUCUAUUUUACACUUUCUUCAUCUUAUACGUAUUUCUUUUCACUUCUUUUGUUAAUCUUUCACCAUACUCUUUUUUCUUCUUUUUACAUCUUUCAAAAUUCCCCACUCUCUAUCAUUUUCCAAUUUCUCUUUUCUCUUUUCUCUUACAGAUAAUACAUUUCUUUAUAUUCUUUAUUAGUCUUCCUGUCUCUAAUAAUAAUUUUUUUCUUUCUAUCUUUCUUUCGGUUUUAUAUGGAUCAACAAUUUUUUUUCUUUCUUACUUCCCUAUAGAAUUCACUACUUUGUAUUGUUUUUAA